AUGGCUGUCGUCAACGAGGCUCGUGGUGAAGCCCGAUAUGUUGUUCGGGAAGCGCGGGAAGAGUGGCCUUGUUGCUCUCAAUUUGGAUAUGGCUCAGGUCGCCGAGUUUGUGAAGCAGCGUCUUGGCAAGAAGAACUAGAGAGUGAACUUCAUUUCCUCGUCACCAUGAGAGCCAAGUGGGAAGAAGAGCAUGAGGAGGUUGAAGAGGAAGAGCCGAAAGAUGAGACAGAGAUCCAAGUAGUUUUGCCGCCAUCCACCAUCAUCGACGUCGUCUCCCACCUGAUUCCCAUGGCCACAAGAAAGAAGACCAUGCCAGAUAAAAUCCUGCAACAUUUCGGAGCAGAAAACAUCAUCAAGUGGAGGGCAUUACCGCUCAGAUUCCACCAAAACAUUCCAGAGAAUGUCACUGCCAGUUUCCAACACCCUCUUGAUCUUCAAGCACCAAUAACUAGAAAAUCCUCCCAAAUCUAG
This is a messenger RNA of Prunus armeniaca (apricot), 471 nucleotides long. The record is from the annotation of a GenBank genome assembly. Lineage: Eukaryota; Viridiplantae; Streptophyta; Magnoliopsida; Rosales; Rosaceae.